Achroia grisella is the source of this 1016-nucleotide messenger RNA. RefSeq names its product serine/threonine-protein kinase S6KL (gene S6KL). The transcript is spliced from 8 exons. NCBI's taxonomy places the organism in Eukaryota, Metazoa, Arthropoda, Insecta, Lepidoptera, Pyralidae. The record is from RefSeq and is a predicted model, not a curated record. Gene Ontology annotation, biological process: protein phosphorylation. Gene Ontology annotation, molecular function: ATP binding; protein serine/threonine kinase activity. The coding region runs from base 93 to 1016 and encodes 307 amino acids.
AUUGUUUGUGGUUUACAAAAUGGUCUUAUAUUUUUAUUUAAUAAUCAAAAUAUAAUAAUAUCGAUAUGAAAAGUACAUAAUAUUUUAAUUUAAUGGGUAAUUCGCACAACAAAAGCAAUAACUAUAGAAAUUUUAAACAAUCUUCGACCUCGGAUCGCGAUAGGCAAGCGUACAAUAGUCAGUUCAGUUUGUCCCAUUUCGUCGGUAACCUCAGCGGACGUUCAUACCAAAGCGUUACCAGCAACCAGUCGGUAUACAGCGCAUCGCGACCUUGGUCUCGGGUCUCCAGAAGAAGGUGGAAUGAAACAACACUAAAAAAUCCACUAGAAGCAAGUAAAACUGCCUGGCCAGUUGCUCACAAAGAAUCCAUCUUCCUGCCUGAAUUCCCCAUCACCACAGACUUACUGCAGCGAGACUAUAUAAUAGAAGAAACUAUAGCUAAAGGUGCAUUUGGCCAAGUGUAUAGAGUGAAGAAAGUGAGCGAAGAUAAAGAUUAUGCUUUAAAAGUUCUUAGUAAGGCACAGAUUGUAAAUCAAAACGCUAUACGCCAAGUGAAAGAAGAAGCCCGAAUCCAAACGGCUUGUGGACACCAUUCUUUUAUAGCAGGGGCCGUAUCCAGGUGGCAGACAAAGAAAAGACUUUAUAUCGUUUCAGAGUACAUUCCUGGUGGUGAAUUAUUAGCUUUGCUAGAUAAAUACGGGAAGAUACCCGAGGAGCUAGUAAAGAUAUUCGUCGCCGAGAUCGCUAUCGCUUUAGAUUUUCUUCACAACGCUGGUGUUAUAUAUAGAGAUUUGAAACCGGAAAAUAUUCUGCUUGACUCUGACUACCACGUUCAACUGAUCGACUUCGGACUCUCCAAGUGGUUGUCUAUAGGAUCGCGAACUACCACACUCUGCGGCACUCUAAAGUAUAUGGCUCCAGAGGUGCUGGGCCGGGAGCCAUAUGGGCAUGCUGUAGAUUGGUGGUCCUUGGGAGUUAUCAUAUGCCGCAUGCUCAUUAAUGAGGUGGAAAUGUGA